AUGGAUGUCAAAUCAGUUCCAGAAUAUUAUAUCUUAAAAAGGUGGACAAAGUUAGCUAGAAGUGAGACUUUCCAUAAUGUUGAUGUUAGCUAUGUGGAAGAAGAUGUUGAUUUAUCCUCAGCCAAACGCUACAAGGAAAUUUGUCCUCGCCUUAUUAGGAUAGCCACUGAAGCAUGCAGAAGUCCAGAAGCAUUCACAUUCCUUCGUAAAAUCACUAAUGAAUUGAAUAAGCACAUGCUAGAGUUUCAAAAGAAUCCAAUUAAUAUUUCUCAGGUGAAUGAGUUUAUUGGUAAAGUUAAGGAGUCUACAAGCAUCCAUGAUGAUUUGACACAAACAAAAGGAUUCAUAAAAAUAGAAGGCAAAAAGAGUUCAAAAUGCCUAGAAGGUUUGGUAGAGUCUCAACCUCCCAAAAGAAAGAAAAAUCUUGGCUCUAAAGCUUCACAAGUUCAGGAAAAUAUUCAUGAAGAUAUUACAAAAUUAAACCGUCCAGAAAAAAGUGAAGAAGACAUAUUUUCAACAGUGACCUGCUACUGUUUUCAUCUGAGGGUUGUGCGGAUAUAG
This is a messenger RNA of Lathyrus oleraceus (garden pea), 561 nucleotides long. RefSeq names its product protein FAR1-RELATED SEQUENCE 1. NCBI's taxonomy places the organism in Eukaryota, Viridiplantae, Streptophyta, Magnoliopsida, Fabales, Fabaceae. The coding region runs from base 1 to 561 and encodes 186 amino acids. The transcript is spliced from 2 exons. The record is from RefSeq and is a predicted model, not a curated record.